This is a messenger RNA of Toxoplasma gondii ME49, 3771 nucleotides long. RefSeq lists its product as hypothetical. The coding region runs from base 2343 to 3509 and encodes 388 amino acids. Lineage: Eukaryota; Apicomplexa; Conoidasida; Eucoccidiorida; Sarcocystidae. The record is from RefSeq and is a predicted model, not a curated record. The transcript has a single exon.
AUUUUACAUCACACCACUGGGACGUCUUGGCAGGAAGAGCUCUAGACUUUGACAAGGCAAUCCUCCUCUCUCUCGCGGUGGUUCCGUUCCGUUCUUACCCCCCACUCCGUCUCGUAUAGCACGCCAGCAGGGUGCCCUUGGGAGUGUCAGCGGGAGAAGCUGCAGAAAUACCGCGACCUUUUCUGCUCGGAGACAUACAUCUAAAUUACCUGUCCAGAUCUGAAUCGUGUAUGCUUUGCGGUUUGCGAAGGCAUCUUAACCGAGAAAAUAUGCUUAACGUGUGGCAGAAACCGUCCAGUCUCUUGCAGGGUUCAGUUGGCCACGCGUAAUCAGUCACUUUCAGGCAGGAGAGUCACUCAGGUGUUUAGGCGUGCGCAUAGAACAAUUUGUUUUUCUGUUUUCUCUUUCAAUCACUAGUUUCACUCUUCCGGAAGCAAUUGUCCACACGCCGUGAGUAUUUUUAGCUGGGCGCUCAGACGUCACCUCGGAAGCGUCGUCAGUGUCGGAGGAAUCUUCGUUCACAGCUUCGGUGGUGCACGGGAUUUGUGGAUGCCUUCAGUUGUGAAUAGAAGUUCAGAAAAAGACAGUUACCGCGCUAGUUAUAAUGAAGAAGAGGAAACUUUUCAUCUUUCCCCGAAUGCCCAGUCCAGGUGGCUGUAGCAAGCCAGGGACCGGCUGCGUACGUCACGCUUGCAGUCCUGUGUGCCGACGCUAAGUCAGUCCAGGGUCUGACUGGAACAUCAGCGAUGGUGCUGGAUGCACAUUAAAGCUUGCUGAAAGGAAUAUUGCGGGAGCCAAGGUAGCUAGUGUGGUCUAGCACAGGCAGGUUCGGGCUGGUGAAGACCUUGAGUCUUUCGGUCGUAUCCGGCCCCGAACAAAAAAGCGAAAGUGGACAGCUGCAGAAAUGCCAAAAUACGUGGGUUUGUCACGUGCCCCUUGUGGACUUAGAACAAGAACGAAACAAGCUUUUCCCUUUUACGGCCGCGAUGAUACUUAGGGUGUAGUCCGCGCUCUAGAAACCGCCGGUUCCGGUACAUUCUUGUAUCUUUCUUUCGAACAAAUACCUUGCGUGCGUGGCCGACAUGCAUCAGCGAAGAAAUGCGAAGCGCGGACUGCAAAGAAGGAAACUCCUCCUUUUCGGAUUGUGUGCCCCGCUUCAUCUCUUUAGAAUGGGGAGACCAACAACCACAGCAUUUGUAUACUUGAACGUACGAAAUCCGAUUCACUUCCCCAACGCAACCUUACCCCAUGCUCCAUGAGCAUGCUUGUGAUUAUUGCAGUGAUUCCCGUCGAUGGGCAUCUUUUGAACAUGGUGAACACCUGUUAGGGACAGCCAUUUUUCGCAUCACUUUUUCCGUCCCGUCAAUAUGGUUCGAAUUCUAUUACUCUGUGCUGAACCUCCGGAGAACAAGCCUCCCGGUAGACGUUCUUGUCUGGUGCAAGCAAGUCUUUCUAGCAUAGUCUUUCUCCCGACCACCGAGUUUUGUCAGUGUCGUUCCCAUGUUCAUUUCGUCCAGAAUCUGCCCUUUGAGACAGGGUUGUGAUAAAGGCAUGUGGUGCUAGAAGGAGGGUGAGAGCUGCAGCUGUCAGACUUUCUUUGGUUAUCUGAAGGCAUCCCCUUUCACGAGAGCGGCUUCACUUGUUUUGUUGAUUAAGUGACGCAACCCUUCUCUGACCGGGGACCCACGGUGCAAGAGAUCGUGGGUGUCGCCCGGGAAGCGAUUUUUUGCUUCUUGAUUUUUUUACAAGACUUAUCCAAGACAGAAAUGUUAGCCCGUUAGGGACGUCAGAACUAUAACAUCGGGAAUGAUGUAUUAGUCGCUGUACUUCCAUAUGUGCAGGUCAUUAUGCCAUAACGUAAAUGUGUGGUACUUGGAUUUCUGUCUGUGUAUACCCAUACAGGCAGGUCUUCUUUGUUGGUUGUAAUUUUUCCCCGGUCCCGACCACUGGGAGCAAAUGCGAGGAACAGUACACCCUCGUAAGCCAUCGCUCAUGAUCGUGAUGAAUUUGCACACACGUUUUUCUUUCUAAAUCGACACCCCUUGUUAAGAGCUUCACAAUUCGAGGAAACCCCCUCACUCAUUCCGUCCUGUUUUGGCACUUGUCUGUCGCCCUUUUAAUUCCCCCCUUCAAAAACCAGAGAAAACGAAGUUGCUAAACGAGGGGGCGUCCUCUAGAAAAAGGCAUCUCAUUUGUCCACGCAGAGCAGUUACGUGCAUGCUGCUAUCCUUCUGUGUGUCUGUCUUGGCAAUUACUUGUUCUUUUAAGGAAAAAAAAUUCUCGGUUUUCUUGGCGAAAGGGAACGUUCCUUCACACCGGUGGUAAUUCCGUUUACGCGCAUCAUGGUGUGUUUCUUUUCGUGUAUUUCAUCUCCCUUUUGUGGCGUUCGACGCCGGUUACGCCACAGAGGAGUGAAGAAAUAUCAGACAAGCAAUGAAGGAACGGUAACGAGGGUUUAUGAUUCGGUGUCGCCUAUCUCGAUUGCGUCGCCAUCCCCAGUUCAGAAAUCGUUUUGUUCGUUCCACCAAAAGUUCUCUUCUUCCGUUCCCCCUCAGAAACCAUGGGUGCCCGUGCUGUCUUCAGUUGCCUCAUCAGCAUACUCUACAUGCUACGGUGGUCAGAACUUCAGGUCCGUGAUCGAAUGCAGCGAAGUAGGGGACAGAAGCAGUGAAACACAUAUGCUAAUAAACAUGCCUGUGAACGGGACAGGGGAGCCUCAACUAUCUGCGUCUCUCCAGGUCACACUCUCCUCGCAGCACAAGCCAAACUCCGAGAGAAUUGCCUCUCCUAGUGCCCUAGAGUAUUCUCUCGCUUCCGGCACAGUGCAGAGACUGGAUGCAGCAGAGAUUAGCGCUGCCGCUACCGAGGAGUUUCACGCACAGCAGCAGACAAGAGUAGUUGAUUUUCUUUAUUCAAACUCUCAACUGCAGCAGCCGCGCCUGUCUCCUAACGGAGGAAAGGAAGCGGCACCCCUUGGGUUCAUCGGAGGGGAGGAUAAUAAAACUGCAUGGUGCAAACGGAAAAGAAGCUCCACGGUGCAAAGACAAACCAUCCCCAAAGUUAGAGACCGAAGAAUGCCAUGUAAAAAAGAGAUGAUGCGCUCUACUCCUGGUACUCCCUUACACGAGAACUCCAGCCGAUUUCUUGUUUCUGGGGACCAACGUACGACAGCAGGGACAGAAAACAUUACGCCACAUCUUCGGAAUACACCCGUACAACGAUUGCCACCAAUCCCUCUCGAUGCAGCAAAAGCUACGUUUUGUCUCGACCGCUUCUGUUUCGGAGGAGAAAGGCGAAAGGGACGGCAUAACAUGGCAGCUCGUCUAGUAACUCACAUGGCGGACGUCGAAGCGGAUGAGAAAGAAGAAACAACUCGUUCACUUCUGUCAGAGAGAGAAAUCGAUGGUGAACUCUUUAACCUUGGAGAAGGAAUGCAAGUGGGCGAUGAAGACCUGCUCUUUCUCAGUGAUAUGACAUCGUACAUCGAUUGCCAUUUCGCAGAUGGCUAAUGUGCGCGGACGAAUUUCCAAGGGCUACCCUUCCCUUUUUUAAGAAAUUGACGUCAGUCGAUGCUACAUCAUUUCGAUCCACCAAUUGCCCCUUGAUUGUUUUAGGUUAAAACAUGUUCCUGGCUACAUGUAUUUGCUGACCAGCUUACAUGUCAUGAGAAUGUUGACAGCAAGUCGUGUCCCAGGCAUGUUUCGGCGUGCCAACCGCUGCUAUUGACUUCUUUGUCAACCGAUCCUUGCUCACCGCCAGACAGUUCCGACA